Messenger RNA from Drosophila busckii, 2781 nucleotides. RefSeq names its product probable RNA-binding protein 19. Bases 71 to 2731 code for a protein of 886 amino acids. Lineage: Eukaryota; Metazoa; Arthropoda; Insecta; Diptera; Drosophilidae. The record is from RefSeq and is a predicted model, not a curated record. The transcript is spliced from 4 exons. Gene Ontology annotation, cellular component: nucleus; ribonucleoprotein complex; cytoplasm. Gene Ontology annotation, molecular function: mRNA binding.
UCAACACGUGCAGCGCGUAAACAAAAAUAAUUGAUUCGCACAUGAAAUACAACAUAUUUAAACAGUUAGAAUGUCACGUAUUAUAGUUAAACAGCUACCCAAGCAUAUAAAUGAGGAGAAGCUGCGCAACAUAUUCGGCGCUAAGGGCACUAUAACAGAUUUACAACUGAAAUACACGCCGGAUGGCAAAUUCCGACAAUUCUGUUUUGUGGGCUACAGCAACGAGGAGGAGGCGCAGGCAGCCAUCAAACACUUUCAUAAUUCAUGUAUACAAGCCAAUCGCGUGCACGUGGAAUUGUGCGCAUCGCUGGGCAGUGAGGAUAAGCCGCAGUCGUGGAGCAAAUAUGCCAAGGACAGCAAACGCAAUUUAGAUAAGCAACAGGUGAAGCAGCCGGUGCUGGAGAAAAAGCAGCAGAAAGUUAAUAAAGUGGAUGAGAUAAUAGGCAAACACAAGGAUGAUCCAGAGUUUCAGGAAUUUAUGCAGGCGCAUGACAAACAACGCGCACUGUGGGCUAACGAUGCAGCGCUGGGUGCGACAGAGCAAGAUAAUGACGAGGAUGACAACGAAGAGGAGCAGCAAGUGGAACAGGAAGCAGCUGAGGAGGAGGUAGAAGAGGAGCCAACCGAGAAGCUGGCUGCGCAGCCCAUUAGCGACUUGGAGUAUAUGCAAACACUCAAGGCAGGAGCUAAAACAACCAAAGCUGAUAAAAGCAACCUCGAGCUUUUUACUAUUAAAAUACACAAUGUGCCUUACAAUACCAAGCGACAGGAUGUACUGAAGUUCUUCAAGCCACUGAAGCCCUACUCUGUGCGCUUGCCUGGCAAAGUGCAUGGCUUUGCCUAUGUGGGCUUCAAAACGGAAAAGGACUUUGACAAAGGCAUGCUUAAGAACAAAAGUUUCAUCAAAGGCAAGCAAGUGUUCUUCUCCGACUUUACGGAAAAGAACAAGAUAACCAAGGCACAGCGUGAGGGAGACAAGAGCACAACAACAGCAACAAGCAAUGUGGCGGGCAAUGCCAAGUGGCAGCAACAGCAGCAGAGUUUGCAAAGCGAGGAGCACAUCAGCGACUCUGGACGCAUAUUCUUUCGCAAUCUGGCCUACACCACCACAGAGCAGCAGUUGCAGGAGCUGUUUGAGAAGUACGGACCCGUUACAGAAAUAAGUUUGCCUGUGGACAAAGUUACGCGUCAAAUCAAAGGCUUUGGCACUGUGACGUUUAUGAUGCCGGAGCAUGCAGUGCUGGCAUUCAAUGCGUUGGAUGGCAGCGACUUUCAGGGACGUCUGCUGCAUUUGCUGCCUGGCAAGGAGCUGGACAAGUCGGCAGAGGAGCAGCAGCAGGCUGCAGAUUUCGACAAUUUGUCGUUCAAACAAAAGAAGGCGGCCAAGCUGAAGCAGCAGGCACAAAAGUCCAUAGGCUGGAACACGCUCUUCAUGGGUGCCAAUGCUGUUGCCGAGCUGCUGGCCAAGCAGUUCAAGACAACAAAGGAGCAGAUACUCGACACCAGCGGCGGUGGCAGCAGCGCUGCUGUGCGCUUAGCCUUGGGUGAAACACAAAUGGUCAUUGAGAUGAAACAGUUUCUGGAGGAAGAAGGCGUGCGGCUGAGCGCCUUCGAUGAGCCCACACAACAGCGUUCCAAGACGAUAAUACUCGCCAAGAAUUUGCCUGCAGGCACCGAGCGCAGCGAGCUGACGCCUAUCUUUAGUAAAUUUGGACCCAUAGGUCGCUUGGUGUUGCCACCCAGCGGCGUGACGGCGCUCAUCGAGUACUGUGAGCCCUCGGAGGCGCGUCAGGCAUUCAAAAAAUUGGCCUUUAGCAAAUUUAAGACAACGCCGCUUUUCCUGGAGUGGGCGCCAGCGCAUGCAUUCACCAAAACGCUCAACGGUGUGGACAUUAUACCCAAAUCAGAGCCCAAAGUGGAAGAGGAAGUUAAACCCGCGCCUGCGUCAGAGCCUGAGCCCAAACCAACGGUUGCCGAGGAUGAGGAUGAUGAGCCGGAACCGGAGACGACGCUGUUUCUACGCAAUCUCAACUUCAAAACUGUUGCCGACACGGUGCGUGCGCAUUUUCAACAUUUGGGCAGCGUGCACACAGUGGAAAUUGCGAAACGCAAAGACGCGCAGAAUCCCAAGCAGCUCAAUUCCUUGGGCUAUGGUUUUAUACAAUUCAAGAAGGCGGCCAUAGCAGCGCAAGCUUUGAAGGAGAUGCAAAUGACCACGAUUGAGGGUAAUCUGGUGGAGCUGAAGCGCAGCGAUCGUGUGCUCAAAACUCAAGAUGAUGGCGCACGGCGACGACAGAUUGAGCAGAAGAAACAGACUGGCACCAAGAUUCUGGUGCGCAAUAUUCCCUUCCAGGCGCGCUAUAGUGAAGUGCGCGAUAUAUUCAAAGCAUUUGGUGAGCUGCGCUCGUUGCGCAUACCCAAGAAGAUGACACCUGGCGAGGAUGCGCAUCGUGGCUUUGGCUUUGUGGACUUUACCAGCAAAGCGGAGGCGAAACGUGCCUUUGAGGCUUUAAGCGCCAGCACGCAUUUGUACGGUCGCCGUCUGGUGCUGGAAUGGGCCACCAACGAGGAUACACAGGAUAUAGACGAAUUGCGUAAACGCACCGCUGAAAAGUUUGAUAAUGUGCAAGGAGCAAUCGAGGCUAAGCGCAGCAGACGCGCUUUCUUCGAUGUCGACAGCCAUGUACCGCAGCAGGCGGAAGAAGACGAAGAGGAAGAGCGUACUAUAUAAAGAAUCCUAUUCUUUUUAACUGUAAAUUAACUAGUAUUUUGUUAAUGCUG